Vicia villosa (hairy vetch) is the source of this 1047-nucleotide messenger RNA. RefSeq lists its product as uncharacterized. The transcript is spliced from 9 exons. The record is from RefSeq and is a predicted model, not a curated record. Bases 1 to 1047 code for a protein of 348 amino acids. Lineage: Eukaryota; Viridiplantae; Streptophyta; Magnoliopsida; Fabales; Fabaceae.
AUGUAUAGGCCUGUUGAGAGAAUAGCAGAGAUCAACGAUGAAAAAGAGCUUUGGAAGAUUGCUGUUAGGAUUCACCACAGGUGGAAUGUUGUGUCUAACAACAAGGAACAUUUUGAAAUGAUCUUUGUUGACAAAUUGGGAGAUGAUAUUCAUGCUGUUGUUCCAGCAUCGCAUGUGUCGGUGUUCAACGAAAAAUGCCUAUUAGGGCAUACCUAUACUGUAUCUAAUUUUAAGGUCGUGCCUUAUGUUCUGGCGUUCAAGGCAUCAGGACACAAAUAUAUGACUGAGUCUUGUGCAAAGAAACAGCAAAUUAGCAUGGUGUUGCAUGACCACAGCAACAACAUGUUGAACUGUACUCUCUGGGAGUCAUAUGCGGACCAGUUCAUCACGUUUAACAAAGAUAGGGUUGCUAUAUCACUUCCUACAGUUGUGUUGCUUCAGUAUGCCAAAGUGAAAGAAGAAGGAAAGUAUCCUCUGUUUGUGACAAACACCUACAAUGUGACCCUUUUAUGUGUUGAUGCUGAUUUCCCUGUCAUGAAAGACUUUAUUGAAAGAAUGCUUGAGGAGAGCAGAGUAACCCUGUCUGAUCAACUCGGAGGAAAUUCCCAAUUAUCCUCCCAGAAUUCUGAAAAUACUCAGCCGAAUCCUGUGCAAAAAUUGUUGUCCAAGGCUGUUGUUUUACCUAUUGAUGAGAUUAUUCAACUUAAGGAUAUUACAUUUUGUGCUACUGUCGCUACAACAAAAUUAUUAGUCGCGUCUCCAUUUGGAUGGUACUACCGUGCCUGUCAUAUGUGUCAAUCUAUAGCACGUGGCGACAAACCCCCAUUUGAGUGUGAAGCUGGUCAUGAAACCAUGGCUGAAGUCCUUAGGUAUAAGAUUGAGAUUGAGGUUACUCAUGGGGGUAAAAGUUGCAAUUUUGUGUCAUGGAACAGAGAAUGUAAAAUGCUCUUGGGUUUAUCUGCGUCUCAACUUCGUAACACUCUGAUCAAGGAUGGAAUUACUGAUCCAUUGGAUUUCCCGUUAGCACUUGAUCAGUUGUUGAAGUGA